Fusarium verticillioides 7600 is the source of this 2211-nucleotide messenger RNA. RefSeq lists its product as hypothetical. The record is from RefSeq and is a predicted model, not a curated record. The transcript is spliced from 3 exons. Lineage: Eukaryota; Fungi; Ascomycota; Sordariomycetes; Hypocreales; Nectriaceae. Bases 427 to 2211 code for a protein of 594 amino acids.
UACAGAACCCCUGCUAACUUUUAUGCCCCUAGCGCGCAAGCAAGUGUGAACGCGUCCUGAAGGCAUUUGGCGUUUGGGCACAGAAGAAGGCACGACGAUAUUCAUCUGAAGGCUUACAGUAGUCAGCCCUGUUCGCUGCUCACUCUCUUGCUUUCAUUAUAUUUCUUUUCUCUCUUUUCUUGUUUUGGGCCUCAUUCAUUCUAAGGCCAUAUCUCGAUGACAACUGUGCAGUCACCAGCAACUCUGGACACGCUCCUCUCAAGUUUCUGAAAUUCUGAGAUAAAGUUAGUCACUGAGAACGAGGACAAGCGCGACACUCCUCUUUAGAGUGUUCGGGGACUAAGGGUGGCUACACAAGCUACAUCUCCGCCAGCUGGCGUACCAUUGCAGAAUGGUAUAAAUGGUGCAAAAAGUCCUAAUCCAACCAUGCCUCACCCGUACGGUCAAACACCAGUACCUCUGCCGAGCUAUGCUCCUACUUCGCGACCUGCAUCAGUCGCCUCUGCUCCUACUGCGCAAAAGCCAAGCGCUUCACCCGCGCCAGCAACUCCUUUUCUCCCGCCAGGAUAUCAACUAUCACCGCCAAUGCAAACAAAUCGUUUGAGCCAGACAAUCUCACAACGGCCUCAGACGCAGACACUCAACGCCUCAUCACAGGCACAAGGCCCUAUGUCGCCACCACUGAAUCAGCCGCCGCUCUCCGUCGAGUCCUCAAACCACUAUCAUGAGUUGACUGCUUUAGUGGAGAAGACGCCGGCUGAUGUUGUUCGCCAAGUUGUUCGAGACAAAUGGGAAAAGUCUCUUGCGGGCUCACAGGCCCUUGCAAGACGCCUGGAGACGAUACCAGCCCGGCAGCUUGUCAACGCGUUGGCGCGUGCAGAACGGCUGGGCUACGAUGUCAAGGAUAUCGUCCAGGAGCAUGAUGAGCAUGUCAUCCCUUCUUUGCACUCGUUGCCGGUGCAGCCACAGCCGCAGCCCAUGGGGCCUCUAACAAACACAACACUUAGUGCAGCGCAAUAUCAUACUCCUCCCUUCGCUUCGCAAACUCCCCCAGCGCCAAUGCAAUAUGAUAAUAAACCAGCGACUCAAACUCCAGCGAAGUUUCAGACUCCGGCGAAGUUGACGCCAGAACUUGCAGCGAUCACUUGGUGCAAGUGUGGUUGGCCAUGUGCUUCUCAAGCGGCACUCGACUAUCACCACAAGAAGAGCGCCUGCCACAGAGUUCAAGCAAAUGACGUAGUAGGGAGAGACGUCUGCCUCUUUUGUGGUUGCAGAUUUGGCAGUGGUGGUGGUUUACUCUACCAUGAGAAGUCUAGCGUCUGCGGAAACCACUCUCGCGCCACUGCUGAAAUGAUGCGGAAGUUGCUUGUCCAUCUUCGUCCUGAGGAUCCGCAGCCUCCUGUGCCAGACCCCUCUACUGGAAUUACACGCAUCCCGUACACCCAAGUGCCUUUACAGUCGAUGCUGUCCCCAACGACCUGGGCCAACUCAACGAUAUCACAGCCUCCUAUUGGAACUCCAAGUCGUGAUUCGGGUCGCGAUCCAUACGCCCACCUCAGCCCUGAAGAUUUGAAGAGGUUCAAUGAUAUCAUGAAGAGUGCUGAAGAAAAAUACGGAGGUCUAAUGAAAGAUGCUUUGCUUCUCGACGAGCCAGAGAGAACGAAAAAAUUGGCCAGUCUGAAAAACUCAUAUAACACAAAGCAAAGUACCACUCGCAAGAAAUUCGGUAUCCGACUUCGCGAGAGGCGAACCCGAGGAGAGAUUGAAGCUGAGGAGGCUCGACUAAUAGGGACUCCAAGUAGCACCGCGACUCCACCGGCUACAGCCGCAUCUGACGGCGAUAUUCGCUCAAGGAAGAGGGCACGAACCGGCGAUGACCAGUUGCCGUCAUCGAACGCGACUAACAGGACUCAAGAAAGUCCCGAGAAGAGGGUUCCUAUGUCAGAAAUGGGCGGGCUCUCGGGGUCAUCAGCAACCGCGGAACUCACAGAUCCUACGGCAUACUUGAACCCAGCUCAGCCCCGUUAUGCGCCACCAAAACCAGCCGCAAUCGGUGGCCAGUCUGGUGUGCUUGGUUCUGCAGAGCGAGCCAGACCCUUGAUGAGAGGAACCCUCGAUGAUCCUAUGCCAAUUGACGACGACGACAAUUCGGAAACAGACAGUGAUAGCGAUAGUGAUAGCGACGGCGACAUUCCGGCUACUAUCUCCUGA